AUGGCCUCGGCCGACUCAUUCGCGUCAUGGCACCCUGCUUUCCGGCCAAACUCCGACGCCAUAGAUGUUUCGGCGCCGAUCGAAGUACCCGCUAUAAAGCCAGUUAAUGCGACGAUCGAGAUCGAGAAUAUCCCCUCUGAACCAUCCUUUGAAGAGCUUGCCAAGGAGGAUGUGACCACCCAGAAUGUCGACGCAUGGUUCUCGGAGGACACAAAUGCCGAUGAAGACAACUGGCUUCCUGACUACCAAGACCGGCCAGUCGAGUCCGCUGUUGAAUCGCAACCUCUCGAAAAACCAGAACCGGAAGCGCCAGAAGCGCAACCGCUCGAACCCCAGGCGCCAGAAUCUCAUGCGCCAGCUCCCACAAGCGAUGAGUCUACCCAAGGUGCGGCAGCUGAAGCGCCUGUAAUAACCAAGACCGAAACCGAGGCCAUCACUGAGGCUGAAGCUCCCAAGCAGAUGAACUGGGACGACGGCGAUGCAGGCGUGGAUGACGGGACAGACUGGUUUCUUAACCGUUCCGAGUCCAACGACCCUCUCCAGUUUUUACCUGCCUCCGAUCGGUCAAAUUCGUUUCCUGCUGUGCCGCCUCUUGACCAGCCCGUCGCUGCUCAGAAGGACCGGUCUCUACCCCGAAGUCAGGUGGAGGACUUAAUGGAAGAGAAGGAACAUAAUAGCGAUGCGAUUUUCACGAGCACAGGGAUGGAAGAAGAUGUGUCUGCCGCGCGAUAUGAAGAGGGACUUCCUCUAAUUUCUCAAGUUUCAUCACAUGCGCUCCCUCCAAGCGAGGCGGAACCUACGGCUGCUCGUGUGGACGAUGCCUUCGUUGAUGAAGAGGAUGAUUUCUUUAGCAAUGUCGUCCACAACGCGAAACCUAGCUUUGAACCGCGUCCCCUUGAUCGGAAGUCUACAUUCCAGGCCAUGGGCCAGCCCAAGACGAGCGCUGCGCAAGUGUCGGCUCUAGGAGCCACUCUUGAAGAGGAAAUAGUCGAAGAAUCACAACCUGAGGCUUCUCAACAAUCCCUGCAGGACGGAAAGCCCCAUGUCGAGGCCCCGGCUGUGGCUGACGCGACUCCCGUCACUGCUGAAGGGGAACCCAACGAGGACUCAAAGGUUACCGAUGAGGAUGCACUGGCUGCAAAGUGGAGUGAGGCAUUUGCCGACGACGAGCUUCUUGAGGACGAAUUCCUCCCGGAUGAUGUUGCGACAGAGUCGAAGGGCGCUAAAGAAAUUGAUCCAGCGGCUUUCUUUGGUAGCGAUGACGAGGGCUUCCUGGAUGAUGUGGAGGAUGAGAAACCAUCAUCCGCGCCGGUACUGGCCCAAGUGCCUGCCGCCGCCGCUCCCUCUCCGACGACUGCACCCAGCGCUUCUCAGAAUCGAUAUGCCCCUCAAAUACCUCCCGCUUCUAAGGCUUCGAAUCCUUACGCGCCAACUACCACGCCAAAUGCAUUUAAUCCUCCUCCGGUGAUACCACACCCUGUCGGCUACUCCGCGACCGCGCCACCACAGGCGACGCUGUACGGUGGGCCUCCACCGAGGCCCUCGAGUCAACCCAAGGCUCAAAGCUUCGUGGACAAAUCAAAAGGCGGGUACACGUCGCCGUACGACCUUCCUAUGGAUGUUGUGGACGCCGUAAAGCCGAGGAAGAGGCCUAGCUUGCAACAACGUUCCUCCAGCAUUGGGCCUGCUAGCCCACCGAGUGCUCCUCCUCGGAGUGCAAGCGCGUAUGGCCAUGGCCCUCCUCCUCAUGCUGGCCCACCGUCUCCAGUGGCCGCAGGCGCUUCAACUCCCCCGCAUCUUCAUAGGACACCUUCUGUACCGCCUAAGGCUAAGGAGAGCUUCUUCGAGGAGCUUCCCAUCACUUCGAAACCCCGGCCAAGCUCCCGCCACGGUCGUACCUCAUCACCCGCACCUGUGAGCCCAUUGGUCGGGCCUCCUCCUGGUCCUCUUCCCCCCCCAAGCCGGGCUUUGUCCUUGUCAGCCGCUCCGCCGCUUGCUCCGCCGCCUUCACAUCCCCCCGUGCAGUCAACUACCCACAGUGCCGUUCCUGGUGCUGGCCUUGUAGCUCCUGAGUUGGUGAACCCAUAUGCCCCUCCCCCUACGGCGCCUCAUUCCACUCCUAUGGGGCCGCCCGGAGUCGCGAAUCUUGUGCAGCCAGAAAGAGUCAACCCAUAUGCGCCCAUGCCGAGCCAGUUAAACUCAAGCCCUUCUGUAACUAUGGCCGGCCAUCGGUACUCCCCUUCGCCGGACCAGCUACCACCGCAUCUUAAUGGCACUGCUACUUCCACCAUCUCGAACCGAUACUCACCAGCCCCUACCGGUUCCAGGCAACCAUCUGCUCACUAUGCUGCUCCGCCCGUCGCGGCGCAUCCUCCUGCCAUCCUACCCCACCAGCCUCGAACCUCCAGUCCUCUUGCACAUUUUGAGAUAUCUGCAAACCGCGCGAGUCAUAUUGCUCCCGGUCCUAAUGGCGAGAUUGUCCAUGGCGAUCGUCGUACUAGCCUGCCGCAUGAGCCUAGGAUUCAUAGGAUACCUUCUCUCCCGCCGACGCGUGAGGUUGACGAAGAGCAGGAGCAGGCAUCUCCGAAGUCAAACCAUUCUGCGCGCGCCGCCUCGGCUUCCAUUGCUGGUGCCAGAUACAGCCCCGUAACGGUUCCCGGCCCUAGGUCGACGCCGCCCCCACCGUUGCAGCCCAACCCAGCUCAGACAACUCUCUCUCCACCCAAGAGAUCGCCAUACACACCCCUGUCCACUCAGUCUUCUGGUGCCAAGGAACACAGCUUUCCUCCCCCACCUCGGUCUUUCUCCCAGUCUCCCACUUCUCUACAGCGUAGUAUGAACGGGCAGAUUCCCCACGAGUCCCCUCGACGAUCUGCUCCAGCUCAGGCCCCUGUAUCUCCCAAGACCUCUCAGCCACCAGCCGCGCCCGCAUAUGUCCCGACGCAUCGACCGCGGGCUCCUUCAUUGGCCAUGAACAUGGUGCCACCCACCGACGGUCGGGAGCGUGAUCCUCUUCAGCGGUGGAAGGGAGUUCCUAUACUUGUUUGGGGAGUUGGGGGAACCAUUGUCUCCACGUUCCCCAAGAGCGUACCGCGCUAUGGUAUUAGCCAGACUGCCCCGAUGAUCGUUCGAACUCCGGGUGAGGUCAAGAUUAAGCAUGUCAAGGACAUUCUUCCACUUGAGGAGAGAUUGUCUAAGUUCCCCGGUCCGCUCAAGGGAAAGUCAAAGAAGAAGGAAACCCUAGCCUGGCUUUCCUCCGGCAUCGACUCCCUGACCAUCGAGGUGCCUGACUUGACUUAUAGUCAGAAUCCCUCUCACGAAGAGAAGCGAUCUGUUGAGCGACUUGUUUUGUGGAAGAUCCUCCGAGUGUUCAUCGAAAAUGAUGGUGUCCUUGAAGGAAACCCCGCGGUUCAGAAGGCUGUCAGAGAUAUCUUGAUGCCAGGCCUGGAUGAAAAGGCAUCGGAGAACGCGCUUGCAUUUGGUGCAGGCCAGUCUGCUGCAACUUUGCAUCAGAGCGGCGCUGGUAUCGUGCAGGCUGAUGCCGUCGACGGCGCCGGUAUUGAGGUGAUCCGAAAGCAUCUGCUCGUCGGCGAUAGAGAAAAAGCUGCUUGGGCUGCUGUUGAUAAGCGGCUUUGGGGGCACGCGAUGCUUAUCGCAAACACCGUCUCCCCUGAUCUGUACAAGCAAGUUGCUCAGGAGUUCGUCCGCAAGGAAGUUAACUACCCAGGCCACAACAACGAGUCCAUCGCCGCACUCUAUAAGGUGCUCUCAGGAAAUCAUGAUGAAUGCGUGGACGAGCUAGUUCCUGUACAUGCUCGCGCUGGGCUCCAGCUUAUAGCCGCUUCGUCAACAAACACCUCGACCACGGAUUCUCUUGGUGGCCUUGACAAGUGGCGUGAGACCCUAUGUCUCGUCCUUGGUAAUAGAUCACCCGAAGACAUCCGAGCGAUUAAUGCAUUGGGAGGCCUACUUGCCAGUUAUGGACGGGCAGAGGCCGCUCAUGUCUGCUUCAUCUUCGCGAGGCACGCAUCCGUAUUUGGCGGCAUCGAUGAUCCUCGAUCAAAUUUCGUUCUCAUCGGAUCCGAUCACCGGGGCCAGGCUGAUCGCUUUUUUAAAGAUGCCGAAGCCUUGUUGCUCAGCGAGGUUUACGAGUAUGGUCUGUCUCUUUCGGGCACCGGGUUGCCAUUUGCACCCCACUUGGCCGGAUACAAGCUGCAGCUCGCUAGCACCCUUGCCGAAUAUGGACAGCGAGACAGAGCGCUUCAGUAUUGCGAAGGCAUUCUCAACGCCAUGGGCUCACAGACCAAGAGAUCCCCUUAUCACCACCCCAUGCUAGAGCAAGCGGUCGAAGACUUUAUCAAGCGCCUUAAGCAGGCUCCUAAGGAAGAGUCGAACUCUUGGAUUCCGAAGCCAAGCAUGAACAAGGUGUCAGACACGAUGUGGAGCACAUUCAAUAAGUUUGUCUCGGGCGACGAUAACGACGGCUCCGGCAACGGAACUAACGGCGACGUGGGCGCGGAAUCCGGACCAUUUGCCAAGAUUGCCGGCGGUACCCCGACCAUCAGCCGCUCGCCAUCUGUGUCUAACUUUGAAUCCUAUGGUACAAGCCAGGCUGGAUAUCCAAUGGGGCCCGCCCCUACAGGCAUGAAUGCGCCUAGCUUCGCCGCGGCUCCUGCUCCACCGGCUUCAAGAACUGCCUCCCGCUAUGCUCCGCUCCCGCAACAAGGGCAAGCGACGGCGCCAGCCAACCCAUAUGAGCCCACUUCAUCCUACACACCUCGUUCCUCAAGUGAAGUUGCCCGCCAUCAGCCCAAUCAUUACGAGCCUAGUCGACCAUCAACGGGUUAUCAGCCGCAGCCCCCGCAGCAGCAGCAAUAUAACCCAGCACCGGUCUCUCAACAAGGCUACCAGCCCACUCCAACAGUGCCUGCACCCCAACCCACAGUCUCUCAAGGCCCUUCUUAUCCCCUGCCAACUCAGACAGAGGCGCCGUCCUAUCCCGGCCAGGCUCCGGCGGCUACCUCAUCGGCCUACGCUCCUCUAGGUGUCCAAGAGUCAACCUAUAACCCUACGCCCUCCCAAGAACCAGCCGGGGGAAAUGCUAUGAGCAAUGGUCAGAUCCAGGAUAGCUAUCAGACCCCUUCUUAUGGCUACCAACCACCUAGCUUCACUCCGGCUGCCGCGGCGGACACGCCAGUUGAGGCCGCAGCAGAGACUGCUGGGGGUGAACAAACCACCUCGAGUGGCGGAUAUGAGCCCCCUUCGUUCCAGUCAUAUGGAUAUGAGCCGCCAUCUUACGAGCCUCAGUCUGAGCCUUCUGCGGAGGAAGAAGACGGACCAGCACCUAGACCUAAGAAGAAGGGUAUCAUGUACGAUGAUGAUGAUGAUGAUGAUGACAUUCCCGGGCUGAAGCCUCGCGAGAAGACCAAGGCAGAGAAGGACCGAGAGAACGAGGAGAUGAUCAGGAGGGUCGCUGAAGAAGAGGCGAAACGUGCAGCAGAGAAACAAGCGACCAAGAAGGGCUGGGGAUUCGGCAGCUGGUUUGGAGGCGGAAAGAAGGAGACACCUGCGGAGCAGUCCAACAAGCCCAUCAAGGCCAAUCUCGGAGAGCAAAGUAGCUUCGUCUACGAUCCCGACCUCAAGCGAUGGGUCAACAAGAAGGCCGGAGCGGAAACCACCGAGGCCAAGAAGGCUACGCCUCCACCGCCCAGGGGGCCCCCUCGUUCGGCCAACUCCACGCCGCCCCCGCGUAUGGCGGGAACGCCGCCUCCACCUAGCUCCGCCACGGCUGGCGUAGGUCGCUUCUCCGCGCCUCCGGGAGGACCGCUCGGCGCACCGCGUCGAGUGGGUACUGCGCCUGCUCUCGGGGAGUCUCUUAGUCAGGAUAGCCUCAGCAUCCCCCCGCCCAUGGCCAGGUCGGUCUCGAACCAGAGCGCAGCGGGCCCCCCUAGUGGACCUCCUAGCAGGCCGACAACGAGCAUGAGCAAUGCCAGCAGCAUUGACGAUCUUAUUGGUGCUGCGGCGCCGAGGAAACCUGGGCAGAAGAAGCCCCGGAAAGGUGGACGUUAUAUCGAUGUGAUGGGUCAGUAG
Scedosporium apiospermum is the source of this 6090-nucleotide messenger RNA. RefSeq names its product COPII coat assembly protein sec-16. Gene Ontology annotation, cellular component: endoplasmic reticulum exit site; ER to Golgi transport vesicle membrane. The record is from RefSeq and is a predicted model, not a curated record. Lineage: Eukaryota; Fungi; Ascomycota; Sordariomycetes; Microascales; Microascaceae. Gene Ontology annotation, biological process: Golgi organization; COPII vesicle coat assembly; autophagy. The transcript has 2 exons. The coding region runs from base 1 to 6090 and encodes 2029 amino acids.